UUGUUACGAUGGCUAACCUGGAUUAUUUUCUGUUUACACUGGACGCUUGAUAAACUUCAAUUGAUAAAAUAAAAAUAAACAUCUUGGGAUAUUUUAAAAGUAAAAUAUUAACGUAAUAUUGAUAAUCUAGGAAAGCUAAUGAUGUAAUGUUUACUAAACAUAUAAUCAUAUGGGUGAAACUUUAAACGAACGAAUAGAUAAUUUACGUAAACGAAGUAGAUUUUUAUUAGCAGAAGUAGAUAAGAAUUCUAAGAAAGUUAAAAACGAAAUUAAAAAAUUAUAUUCCCAAAAUUUGAAAUGUAGAGAAGAUUGUAAAAAUCAUGUUGACAAAAUAAAUUCAUCAAACUUAUGUUACAAGAGAAAUAAUAAAUCAUGGAAAUUAAGAAAUGAUUCUAGCGGAGUGAGUGGAGCUUUGCAUUUAGAUUAUUUCCAUAAUACCACUAAUCAAACGGUUACAUCAAUGCCCAAUACAACGAAUGUCUCAACAACAAAAAAAACAUUAUCUUCAAAACAUCAUUCUAACAAUCAGCACUGUUUGGAUAUUCGCAGAAAACCAGUAAAAGGAUGUUAUUGCUCUGAAUUAAAAAAAAUACAACAAAAAUCAACAAAAACACAAAGUAAAUCAUGUUCUUCUAGAAAAUGCAAAAGUCAUAUUCUUCCUGCUAUAGUAAUAGAGAACAAUUAUGAAAAAUCAACUAUAUCUUCACCCAUUAGUUGUGAAACAUUGAGAAGAGUUCAAAAAAUAGAUUAUACACCCAAAUCUCAAUUUUUACGUAAUGUCAGAAGCAAAAUUUCUCUCUUGCAAUCGGCAGCAGGAGAUUGUCCACAGAUCUGUUCUAGAUCACAGUGUUAUCAUGAACUUAUGACAAAAAAAGAUACAUAUAUUACUCCAGAUAUUUGUAAAUCCAUAGAUCAAUUGAAAACGGAAAAUAAAAUUCAUGAUUUAACAAAAUCAAAAGUUAAGGAAAAAUAUUCAAGUACUGAAACUAUAGAAAAAAGUGAUAAAGGAAUUCAAGUAUGUUUAAAAAAAGAAUCAAAGUCUUCUUCAACAUCUAUACCUUGUGUACCUAGUAUAAAUAUAUGUAGUAUAAAAAAAACAAAAGAUAAAAUAUGUGAAUGUCAGAAAGAAAAUUCCAGAAAUGAUUUAGAAAAAUGUGAAAACUCUGUGAAAAAAUCAUUAGACGAAAUUGAACAGAAACAUCUUUCUGAUAAAGAAAUGAGAGAUUUAAAUAAAUUUCGUGAAAAAAAUUAUUUUGACACGCACGGAUCUCUUGAUAUUUUAGUAUCAUCUAAAUCUUCUGGUUCCUUGGAACAAUAUUUUUUAAACGAUAGAUUAUUUCCUGAACGAUCAAGAAAAAUUCAUAAGAAAGAUUUGGUUGUAACAAUGCCACCUUGCGCUACUACGCAAUUCAAACGAAUACAUUAUUUCCCUAGAUAUAUCGUUCAUCAAGAAAAAAGUAAUUUUAAUACAAUUGGCAAAAAGAAACGUUGUCAAACCUGUCCUUUGACUGGCCAUGCCAUAGAUCUUGGUAUUACAAAAAUAAAAGUACCUUUGAACAGUUUAGCCCUUAAGUAUCAAAAACGAUUACCUUAAUCAAAAAAAUUAUUUUUUUAUUGAUAUUAAUAAAUAAAACUAAAAAGGAAAUAAAGUAAAUGAAAAUCUUAAUAACUUAAUUAUAUCUUUUUUUUUUUAACAUCAACACAGAAUUCUAAAAAGUCCAUUCCAUUUACUUUAUUCCAAAUCUUUAAUUUUGUAUAUAUUUUUGAAUAUAAAUUGUAAUAAUCAAAUCAACUUCACAUAUUUUUACUCAAAACAUAAGCAAGUUGUAAUUGAGAUUAAUAAUUAUAUAAUCAUUGAGAUUAUUAAUGUCUUGUAGAAUGUAUUUUACAGUUAAGUUUUAUGUAAAACUCUCAAUAUGAUUUAAACAAAUAUUUCGGAUUGUUGUUGCUUUUUACUUUCAUAAAAAAGAAAAAAAUAAAUAGUGAUAUAUGAUAUGGUAUAUUUUAUGUAUAUUAUCUUAUAUAUGAAUAGAAAUCAUUUUUUUCUUCAUUGGAUCUGAUGAUUCCCGCAAUCUUGGUAAGUCGACAAUCUAUAGUGAGUUCAAGUUCGUCGAAUGAAAAUUUCCUUUGAAUAAAAGAUAUGAAAUUGUGAUGCAAUUUUGAAUAUUAUUAAUUAU
This is a messenger RNA of Apis mellifera (honey bee), 2177 nucleotides long. RefSeq lists its product as uncharacterized. The record is from RefSeq and is a predicted model, not a curated record. The coding region runs from base 170 to 1594 and encodes 474 amino acids. NCBI's taxonomy places the organism in Eukaryota, Metazoa, Arthropoda, Insecta, Hymenoptera, Apidae. The transcript has 3 exons.